AUGACCUCUUGGAACGGCGGCUCUUCCUCGCCGGCUGGGACGUCGACGCGUUCGGGCGCCAGGAUGCAGACAAAAGAUUUGCGACCACAAGUUACUGAAAUACUCUCUAAAACCGCAAAUGGAUGCCUACAAGAACUUGGCUACUUCCCUGGACUACUACAACAGUACAAAGCCGCUGAAGCACGCGCACGCGAGUGGCAAGGAGAAAACAUCAAGCUUUUCGCGGACAACAGAAAGCUAUCGAUAGCGCUGAAGGACACUCAAGCGCUGCUGAAGCCAGAAGCAAAACAGGCGAUGCUUGCCCUGCAAGAGCAGCUGCAUUGCGCGCAACUCGAGCUGCAACGUGCCCACAGCGAGGUCGGGGCUUUGAUGAACGAGAGAACAGUCUUGCAAAGCAGGAUCGCAGCCAUGGAGACGGAUAGGCAGGCCUUCAUGCUCCAGUAUGAGAACUUGAGGCGAUCGUAUGCGAAUGCGUUCGACGAGCUGCAGAUCAUACGCGGGCGCGCUCGCGCCAUGCAGCAGGCCUCGACAUCGUCCCAUCAAGGACAACCAAUCGUUGCCCAAAGCCAGACCCGUCGAUCUUCGAGUGAACAGUUCCACCAGAUACAACAACCAGUAGCAGCACCUCUUGCUAUCCAGUAUACUCUUCCACAUGGCCAUCAUUCCAGGCGUCCAUCCUCUGCUUCUAUUCCGAUUGCUCAUUCGAAUAGCUCUGCAUCAACAUCAUCUUUGGCCGGCAAGCAACAUGCUCUUACAAUCAAUACUCACAUAUCGACGCGUCCUCAGCACACAUCGACGUAUGCCCCAUAUACACCAAUUACGCCCAGCCAUCAGACUCCACCAACUCAAAACACUGCAAUGCACGUCUCUCAGCGACCGAGUUCUGAUGGUGCCAUGCCGCAUCGGCCAGGCUCUACGUCCUGGGUGGGGGCACACGGCACUGCCAAGUUCCAUGGACAAGGACCGCGUUCACAGCAGGGAAGUCCAAAACCAGGGUCUGGAGGGUUUCCGUAUCCAUCGCCAAUCGCUCAGCCGUCGAGCAGUAGUUUGCAUCAAGCAAUCAUAAUUCCGCCGUCUGAUCAUAAGCCGAGAGUAACGUCUGGCGCCGCGGGUCCCAGUAGUCCAUCGGAGUCCAUCUCUGCGUCUGGCAGCCAUCCUUCGUCGUCGAUUGCACAUGCAUACCCACACCCUUCGAUUGAUUUAUCUCGGCGCACCCCUUCGACGUCCAGUCCAGAGCAAGCACACGAAGCGCUCACGCCUGCCGACACGCCUUCUAUGCCUGUCAUGGAAGCUCCACAAUCCAGCCCAAUGUUGAAGCGCUCGUCGGUAGAUAUGGCCAACGAUGAUGAUCAGAGUAUCUUGAUAGGAGGAAUGUCGCGCAAGAAACCACGAAUGGAGGUUCAUGUGGAAGAGGAUUCGAAAGCCAUGGUAGUUGACAGGUCCUUGUCAGAGACUGGUGCGGAACAGGCGCUGUUAGACCAUAGUCAUGUAUCCGAGGAACUAGUCCAAUGCAAGCAAGAACAAGACGAAUUGCUGCCAGACGACGAGCGACCAGUUAUGAAUGGUGACACUAGCAUGGCGGCGGGAGAUGGAGAACGGGAAGUAGAAGAGCGCCUAGAAGAGGUUAUGUAUCAAGACGAUGAAGGUGUAAACACAACGUGUUUCCUUUGCAUGCGAGUACCUGAUGCUGUUCCCCAUGAUUGCCGCUGGUGCUGA
Messenger RNA from Pleurotus ostreatus (oyster mushroom), 1716 nucleotides. RefSeq lists its product as uncharacterized. The record is from RefSeq and is a predicted model, not a curated record. The coding region runs from base 1 to 1716 and encodes 571 amino acids. The transcript has 5 exons. Lineage: Eukaryota; Fungi; Basidiomycota; Agaricomycetes; Agaricales; Pleurotaceae.